AUGAAUUUUUUGUCUAUCAAUGCAUGUGGUAUUGGUGGGGGUAUUAAGGAUGGGUGGAUUAGGGGGAUGAAGCAGGUCCAUGAUAUUGACUUUCUGUUAAUUCAAGAAACUAAGAAUGAGGAUUUAUCUCGUGUCAAUAUUGCCAAGUUCUGGGGGAAAGGGGAAUUUGGUAUGGAUUCUGUGAGUUCCGUGCGGUUGUCGGGAGGAAUCUUGUGUAUUUGGGAUUCUGGGCUGUUUGAAGCUUUGUCUGUUGUUAAGAACAGACAUUUUUUAAUUGUGGUUGGUAAGAUUAAAGGAAGUGGGGUAGCUUUAAAUGUGGUUAACGUAUAUGCUUCACAAUCGGUGAGUGCUAAGCAAGUGGUUUGGAACGAGUUAUUGGAGGCUAUGGAGGAUCUCCCCGGUAUGUGGGUAGUGGGAGGGGAUUUUAAUGCGGUCAGGGAUCCUAGUGAGAGGAGAAAUUCUAGGUUUAACAACUUGCGUGCCUCGAAUUUUAACAAUUUUAUUCUUAAUUCGGGUCUCAUAGAGUAUGAUUUGAAAGGAAGAAGUGACUCAUUAAGAAACUUUGGGGGAAAACCUUUUAGAGUGUUUAACUCUUGGUUGGAGAAAGAAGGGUAUAAGGAGGCGGUUGAAAAGUCGUUGGAGGGUUUUAAUUUUAUCAGUCCAUCGGAUUUAGUGUUGAUUCAGAAAUUAGCGGCCAUUAGGAAUGGUAUUAAAGUUUGGAGAGACGAGAUAAAGAAGAAAGAAGGGGAAGCAGUUAAUAGGGCUUUAGAAGAAUUGGAAGAAUUGGAAAGUAAUAUGGAAUCUAGAGAGGUGACAGAAGAGGAAGAAUGGGCGUAUCUGGAAAAUAAAAAAUUGUUGAUGGAAAUUGAGAGGGGUAAGAUGUUGGAUAUGAAACAAAGAUCUAGAACGAAGUGGGCAUUGGACGGAGAUGAAAAUUCAAAGUUUUUUCAUGCUCAUGUUAAUGCUAGGAAAGCUGUUAAUGGUAUCCCGGGUUUAAUUAUUGGGUCGAGUUGGGUCAAUAUACCGUCUUUAGUUAAGUUGGAAGUUUUGAAGUUCUUUAGGAGCAGAUUCACGGAAGAAGUAAUAGGCCGGGCUUGGUUUUUGACCGAUUCUUCGAUCUUUAGUAAAGGAUGUAGCUCGUCGUUUAUCACUCUUAUUCCCAAGAUCAAAGACCCGGUGGAUCUAAAAAAUUAUAGACCUAUUAAUCUAAUUGGGAUAGUUAGCAAGUUGAUCUCGAAGGUUCUUGUGAAUAGGCUGAAAAGUGUGAUUGGGUCGGUGAUUUCGGAGUCUCAGUCGGCUUUCUUGAAAGGAAAUUACAUUCUGAAUGGUCCGUUGAUAGUUAAUGAGUUGUAUAAUUGGGGCACGAAGUUUAAGAAAAAAGUGUUCUUCUUAAAAAUUGAUUUUGAAAAGGCCUAUGAUAACGUGAACUGGAAGUUUUUGAUAUCGAUUAUGGAGCAAAUGGGUUUCCCGUCGAGAUGGUGCAAAUGGAUUAAAGGAUGUGUGGAAUCGGCUAGGUAG
This is a messenger RNA of Helianthus annuus (common sunflower), 1518 nucleotides long. RefSeq lists its product as uncharacterized. The transcript is spliced from 3 exons. Lineage: Eukaryota; Viridiplantae; Streptophyta; Magnoliopsida; Asterales; Asteraceae. The coding region runs from base 1 to 1518 and encodes 505 amino acids. Gene Ontology annotation, molecular function: catalytic activity. The record is from RefSeq and is a predicted model, not a curated record.